Messenger RNA from Prorocentrum cordatum, 3032 nucleotides. NCBI's taxonomy places the organism in Eukaryota, Dinophyceae, Prorocentrales, Prorocentraceae. The record is from the annotation of a GenBank genome assembly.
AGAAUUUUGUUCAAAUCCUUUCCACAUUCCUGACUCGUCCUCGCCCUUCACUUGCACACUCACUUGGCCCCACAGCAUGCCGCUGGCCAUGGCUGCUGCCGGGGUCCACCUCGUCUUCUUGCAGCUGCUGCCCGCUGCUGCGAUUGACGUCCGGAGGUACUCUGGCGUGGGCAGGGAGGCCUCCUUGAUCCAGUCCGUGGGGCGGGCGGAGGGGCAGUCCGUUGCAGGGUCUGGGGCAGGCCUGACGACCCGGUUCUCUGACUCGGGUGCGGGCUCGGUCAACAGUGCGGCCACCCUGGGAGUGAUGAACAAGGCGGGCGUCACCCGAUACCAGGAUUUGGACGGGGACUCCCGUUUCGAGAAGGUCAAGACAGUUGAUGGCGCAUUCUUCUGGUCCGAGCCCAACGCUCGCGAGGGGAGCAACUACGCCGGCGCUAAGGACCUUACCCAGAGCGUGUCUUGGGGCUGGCACCACCCGGCUGGAGUCUACAACACCAUUCCGGUCGGCGCCCCCCUCCUCGACGACGAGAUGAAUAUCUACAUCGGAUCCGACGACGCCAUCCGGAAGUUCGACUCCAACGGCGUCAUCAAGUGGGCCUACGCCCCCCGAGGUCAGCUCGCGUCCAUGCCCUCCCUGUGCAACGGCAGCGCGAGGCGCAUGAGCGUAUCCCGCACGCUGGACGAGGAGGAGCUGGUGCGGCCAGACUGGGACAGGGGCGCGUCGGGCAAGACCGGCCAGCCGUCGCAGGGCUUCCUAAUCGGCGACCUCGUCAAGGUGAAGCCUGGCGCGAGUUACUGGGUUGACGGUAAGGAGCUCUUCCGAGCAGGCGACCAAGGGAUCAUUUCUGGCAUCGAAGCUCAGGGCAACGGCAGCAGAGCGGUGAUCCAGUGGACGAAGACUGGGCAGAAGAGUGUGGUGCAUCUCCACGCCAUGCAGGAUCGCUUCAUGCGUGUGGAGCAGAAGGCGGAGACCACCACACUGGCUGGCGUCUUGAUCGGGAGCACCACCGAAGGUUACGUGUUCGCGAUCGACAUGAACACCGGGGAUGAGAUGUGGGCAACUUGGGCCUCGAACCAGAUAUCUGGCGUCAAGGGAUCUCUGUCCUGCAAGGGCGGAAUCGUAGUGGUCGCAACCGACCGCUGUACAGACCGGUAUUGCUACAGGUACCGCAACCAGACCAAUCCCCUCACGCCAGGCAACACGUAUGUGCGGGGCUUGAGUGCCGUGGACGGCACUGCCAUCUGGGAGUACAAGACCUUCCAGCCCAUGUGGAACUUCAUACCGCAGUGGGGCCCAGGUAACAGCGUGAUGUUCCAGGACUGGGAGGGCAGGGCGUACAGCUUGGACUACCUGACUGGCGCCCAGAUCUUCAAGGUCGGCGGCGACAUCGGGACGCACACCAACGCGGCCGCCGUGUACGACCCGGGCCACAAUGUCCUGGUGGCUCUCGGGGUCAAGCACUACGAGAACGGCCGCUGCAAUCCUUACCCGGCACCUGGUAUCCUCCCUUCGUGCUGGACGUGGUCGGGCACGCCUGGCUUCAUCCGCGGCUACAACGCCACCUCCGGCAGGAAGCUGUGGGAAGUGGACACGCCGGAGCCGCCGGCCAGCGCCAGCGUCGGCAAGCUCAACAGCCCUUCGUUCCACACGCGCCUCGCCGUCACCAUGGGCCACAACUGCUACCUUGGCUCCCCCUCCAAGUUCUGGCUCAUGGACCCGAACACCGGCGACAUCAGGAAGAUGCUCGAGGGGCCGACGCUGUGGACUGGCUUCUGUGCCGGUGACAAGGAGGGUGCCGACAUCCGCCGGGCCAUGGGCGGGAGGGAGAAGUGCUCGCCGAACAGCUGGUCCACGCCCGUGAUCGAUUCGGCUGGCGACGUGUACGUCGGCAACCAGGUGGCGGAGCGGGCAGCGGACGCCCAGGACGCUCACUGGUUGGUGGGGCACCCUAGCUCUGGAUGACUGCUGCAUGUCAAAAAUACGCUGCGCAAGCUGGGCAUCCAGGCGACGCCCCUUCGUCACCUUUGCACCGCUCUUGCUACUCUUCCGGGCGCCUCCUCCGUACAGCGGGUCGCUGAUGUCGGAGUCGUCGUAGUCGGAUGCGGUCGUGGAGGACAUGAGCACCUCGUCGGACAGCGAGCCGUCGAUGUCAGAGUCAAAACUGCUGAGGUCAUAGAUCUCAUGUGCGGCGGGAGCCGCGAUUGUGGUGUCAUUCGCCUCGGCCAAGGGGGCCGACCCGACGAUUCCGAGGGCGCCGAGGAUCCAGUAGAUCGCGCCCAGGAGGAAGACACCGAUUUCGUCGACGCCCACGACGCAGCCGGGGCCCUCGUGCAGGCAAAAGAAGCAGGUCGGUGAGCUAUACAGGUACGGCGCGCCAGGCGGCGGCUGGCAUGCCGAGCUGCUCUCGACCCUGACCAUCGGCGUGGCCACCCCCGAUGCAGCCAUCGCGAUCGGCAACGGCCUUCGGCGGCGAAAUCGAAACUCUACCUUCGCAGAUCAACGAUUCGGGUAACUCGAAGGGUGGCGGGUGUAGGGUUCGGAAUUCGUCGACCACGUGGCGAAAUCCGAACCCUACCCCCGCCUCCCAUCGGUUCAGGAGAAUCGAUGGUUGGCAGGGGUGGUUCGGAUGUCUCCACCUAGGCCUCAUGGCCGUGACCACGUGCACCUCCCUCAUUGUCUUUCAGACCUAUUCGAAUCAGUGGUCACAGGGGAACUGGUCUGUCUCGCACAGCGAGUACACACCGAGCAAUCACAUGGUUCACGGCGAGGAGAUCUCCCACCAGAUCUCGGAGGAGAGCCACGGGGACCCCUCUGUCACGCCCAAGGUCGACUCGGACGACAUCUGGUCGAACGACCAGCCCUUCUACGACCCGAACAUCGACGGGACCUCCGACUACCGGUGAUAGAUAUUCUUGGGACCACGACUGCCAGUGAGUGGUCGCGGCGAGCAUGUGCGGGGAUUUAUCUGAGCAUUUUGGUCAAAAGAAGGGCACUGGAGUAGAGCGCGACCUCGACGCCCCCGGCACCAGGC